AUGAGGUCCCUCGACCAGAGCCACAACACCACACCAGCUCAACUGACCGAUGUCGGCGAAACUCCUUCUAUCCGUCGUUCAAUUGACGACGACCUGGUCGACAUAUUCAACAUGAUGACAGCGAAGAAAAUUUCGCUACGCCGGCUCUUAACGGAUGCCUUCAAUUCGGAUAACGAGCUCAUCCGACGGCCUGUUGGACAGUUGUACGUCAAUAAGGGUCCUGCUGACAUCGUCAAGAUCUGGACCUCGAGAUUCAGAUCCAAGGGAAAGCACUGCGAAUACGACGACUUCACUCUAUCUGCCACGGAUAUUGUCAUUGACAGUGCAACAAAUGGGCUCAAGGAACUCACCAGGAUCAAGGAUUUGCAACUCCCAGCCAACAAUAUUUCUCCCGCGACAGUCCAGAAAUUUUUGUUGCGUCUGAUUGAGAAUCUUGGACUGCUUGGCGCGUGUCAAUCCUACAUGCAGUCAAGACGCAUCAACAAUUGUUAUCGCCAUUGGCAGUAUGUUGAUGAAUCUCAGCCCCCAGAAGUCAAACUACCGACAAAUGAUGAUGGGGCUUUAUUUACACACCUUGGGGUGUCCGAAGCGCGUGAUAAAUGUGAUCGCCGCGAGUGGUCUAUCAGUGGCGCACAUGACGGUCUGUUCGGCCCUCAGAUCGUUAACGAUGCGUGCUCUCAAGGAAGUCUGCUCCGGAAUUUUGAAAACCCAUGGUACCUGGUGUAUGACAACAUCAACAUUGCGAAUCGAAAAUAUGAUCAACGAAAUUAUAAUUUGGACGCCUUCGACAGUGGAACAACUGCAAUUAUCGUGCUCGGCGAGGAUAUCGGCUUGGAUCGAGAUACAACUACCCUGCCUACCAUUGCAGACUUUCUCCCCAGUGAAAAGAGCCAGGCGCACUUCAGAGCCGUCUCUCGAUUCCAUCUGUUCGAUGCACUUCAGCGACAUUUCAUUACCUACCGACGUUACUCGACCCAAGUUCAUCCGAUAGAGCUCCCCGAAGUCAAGGAAACAAGAACAUUCCCAUUACCUACGAUGAAAAUCAACCAGUCAACCGCAGCAGGCAAUAUUGGGAUCCUUGAGACAGUCAUGAGGGACACGCUCAGAUCGCCUGGAGAGCGGUUCAACGACCAUACGAGAAUCAUUGUUGCAGGGGAUCAGCUUACGGUAUUCAGGAUAGUGUCUUUGCAGGAACUGCGUGCAGCCGAUACAACAAAUCUCAACCAGAUGCAAUGGGCGGUUCCUGUAAUGCAACUCUUCCACCUCCAAAUGGUUCUCUGUAGUACGAUCCUUCGCACUCAUUAUGGAUUCGUUUCGACACCAGGGCCAUUGGCUUAUAUUAUAUCCAUGUUGGGGCGCAAGCGCCUACGCCAAGAUACGUCGAACUUUCACGCCGCAGAUGAGCUAAUAAGGCAUACUUUCGACGCAAUGGCCAGACGACUGUGGGAGGUCGAGUUCCAGCUAGACGUCGACAACGUGGACAUGUAUAAGUGUGGACUGGAAUCUUAUUGUGAAUUGCUGAAGAGCAAAUCCGACAUACAGGACAAUGUUUUCAAGGGAGUGCAACAGGGAGAUCCUGCACCACGAAUCAAUUUGUUCAGCGAGGGCUUCGGAAAGCUGACAGCAGGAUGCUUCCAGGCCUUUGUCGAAAACAAUAUAGCAUACGAGGGUGAUGAAGACAUGGCAGGCGUUCUCGCAAACCUUGCGAAGGAGUAUACUACCUUCUAUUUCCCUGAAAACUUAGAGACGGAUGAAUAUAAUAGCUCGGAUUCAGAUGUAGAUGAAGUGUUUGCGCAACGGUGGAAAGACCUCAAAGUAAAGUCUAUGGAAGUCGAAUUUAUGAACGUGACCUUUGAACUUGCUGUGGAUUUUGGACUUUGA
Messenger RNA from Gamsiella multidivaricata, 1881 nucleotides. RefSeq lists its product as uncharacterized. The record is from RefSeq and is a predicted model, not a curated record. The transcript is spliced from 6 exons. Bases 1 to 1881 code for a protein of 626 amino acids. NCBI's taxonomy places the organism in Eukaryota, Fungi, Mortierellomycota, Mortierellomycetes, Mortierellales, Mortierellaceae.